Thermothelomyces thermophilus ATCC 42464 is the source of this 2351-nucleotide messenger RNA. RefSeq lists its product as uncharacterized. Bases 128 to 1153 code for a protein of 341 amino acids. The transcript has 3 exons. The record is from RefSeq and is a predicted model, not a curated record. NCBI's taxonomy places the organism in Eukaryota, Fungi, Ascomycota, Sordariomycetes, Sordariales, Chaetomiaceae. Gene Ontology annotation, cellular component: mitochondrial inner membrane.
CCAUAUCCUCCCAACUACUUCCAGCUCAAAACCUGAAGCAGCAUCCUCAACCUCACCACGACGCUCCCGACGUCUUUUGUUUCGCGAUCAUCAUCCAUCGACAGCACGCAUUGAGAGCGACUCAAAAAUGUUCACGAUCACUGUCCGCGCAGGUCCCGGGCGCCUCGCGGCGAAGGCGCCGCAGCUCGCUCGUGCAUUCCACUCUACUCCCAAGAACAGCUUCUUCACCCCGAGGACGGCGUCCCUCGCGUUCCGCGCCAACACAAAGUCUCCAAGCAAGAUCCUCGCAAGGCUCCAGGGCGCUUCCCGAGGCUACCAAACACAUUAUGAGGCCUACGUCGACCCCGCAACGAGACGCAAGGAGCUCUUCCGCAAGCUCAUGAUCGGCGGUGCCAUUUUCGGCGGCACCCUCGUCACGGUCAACGUCAUGUUCAACCGCGAGACGAGGGAGGACGGCGGCAUGCCGCCGUUUGAGCGGUCGUACCUCAACCGCACGUUCAUGCACACCGGCCUUGGCGUCGGCAUCAUCGGCCUGUCGGCGUACCAGAUGGUCCAGAGCGGGUUCGUCUACCGCCUCAUGGUUACCAACCCGUGGGUUGUCGGUAUCGGCGGUCUUGCCCUCAGCAUCGGUAGCAUGAUGGCCACGCGUGCGAUCGAUCCUGACAACUACAUCCCCAAGUACGCCUGCUGGACGGCCUUCAACGCGACCCAGGCCGCGCUCAUCGCUCCCCUCAUGACGAUCGCUCCCCCGGCCCUCCUUGCCCGCGCCGGCCUGUACACGCUCGCCAUGAUGGGCAGCAUCUCGUUCGUCGGUGCCACCGCCAAGCAGGACAAGUACCUCUACAUUGGCGGGCCUCUCCUGGCCGGCGCGGCCAUCGUCGCCGUCUCGGGCUUCGCGCCGCUGGUCCUGCCCGCCACGGCCGUGCGCACGCUGGCCUUCACUGAGAACCUCUGGCUGUACGGCGGCUUGGCCGUCUUCGGCGGCUUCACGCUCUACGACGUCCAGAAGGUGCUCUACCACGCGCGCGCCGCCCAACGUGGAAUCAUCAAGGAGGACCCCAUCAACGAGAGCAUCAGCCUCGAGCUCGACUUCCUCAACAUCUUUGUGCGGAUGGUGCAGAUCCUCAUGAUGCAGAACAACAGGAGGAAGUAAAAGGGAAAGCCGGUAAUUUAUUGAUAGGGGGAGGCAUUGGCAAAUGGGUAGGAACGGAUAACUGCUUGGUUUGACCGGAUGGGAUACUAGCGAUUACUUCUCUACUCGGUGUACUGUCUUGUCUCGUAACGGAUUCAUCACGCUCAGGAUCACACAAGGGUGUUGGCGAGUCCACUCAUUGUAUCAAAUAGUCUUUUCUUUCUUGAGGUAAACACACCCAACAAAAAAACCAGAUCAAAAAGUGUUACCUUCUCCAAACGCCAGGAGGAAAGUCCGUCUUGUGAAAGCGCUCCCUCGCAAAUGUCAUCCGGAAUCCCAGCUCAUAUCCGCCCGUAUACGCGAGACGCCUCACUUCAGGUCAGGAAAGCUCCUCAGGAAGUGGCUCGGACACUCGUAGCCGUGCGGGUUCUUGGUCAGGUAGAGCUGGUGGUAGUCCUCGGCGUCCCACCACUCCUUGGCCGGCAGGAUCUCGGUCACGAUCUUGCCGCCCCACCACUGCUCGUUGGCCUUCUGGGUGACCUCGCGCGCGACGGCCUCCUGCUCGGGCGUGUGGUAGAAGAUGCCGCUGCGGUACUGCGUGCCCCGGUCGGGCCCCUGCUGGUUGAGCGUGGUCGGGUCGUGCAUGCGGUAGAAGAACUCGAUGAGGGUCCGGUACGAGAGGCGGGUUGGGUCGUAGACCAGCAGCGUUGCUUCGGCGUGACCGGUGUUGCCGCUGCACACGAGCCGGUACGACGGAUUGGCCGUGUCGCCGCCAAUGUAGCCGACGCGGGCGUCGUACAGGCCCUUGUCGGCAAAGUGCUUGCGGUAGAGGUGCUCGACACCCCAGAAGCAGCCGGCCGCGACGGUUGCGCGCUCAGCGCCCUCGGGGAUCGUCACGGGAGUGGCGCUCAUCUUGCUCGAGGAGGUAAACGGGCGGAAGAAGCGGGUGAGGAACUGCGGGAGGGCAGUCAUCUACACAGGGACCAGUGUUUGGGACCAGGGGGGGGGGGGGAAUCCGGAGAAAUCUCUCUGCUGGGCUAAUCACCGAUGUCUUAAGUUAUCGAGUUGUUGCGUGGGAGCUCGGGUCUUGGCGGGGUCGUGGCGGGGUUAACUAGGAUGGCGACAAAUCCGAGUAGAUUUGCGUGCCGUCAAAUAACUAAGAGUAUUUGUUUACGAUGGAAGGUCACGCAGAAAUAGUUCAAGAUCAGGUUGGAUAGCG